UCGGAAGUGUAACAACGCUAUGCAGCAGCACGGCGGGAUUUUCUUUGCAGUUUAUGGCUUAUUUGUGCGAUUUUCUUGCUCAUUUUCUUAUAUGCGUUACGUUUUAAAUCUAAAUUAUUAAAAUAGUCAUAAAUUAAAUAUGGUACUCCUGAGCUGCGUCUUGCCAUUUAUUACGGUUUACACCUUAUCCAAAAGUAUAUUGUAAUUAUAAGAAUGGUAUGGAAUUGUGUAUGCUCUUGAGGAAAAAGGUUAUACAUUUCUGCCGCUGAUAUGUCCCUCAGAAAAGAAGUAUUCCAGUCCAAGGUCCUGCAAAGACUGUACCCUGCUGCCCAGGAGCAGAGUAUACUUGCACCUGUGCCACCUGUAAAAAGACCUCAGUCAAUCCCACACAAGAAGUCAGGUAAUGAGGAGAAUACAGCUGUACAAGGUAAAAAGCUCUACACUGUUCUUCCUCCUCCUGAAGGCUACCUCAUUAAUAGUGAGGAGGAUUUGGUCACACCAUCCAAUCCAGAUCCCACUGACUCCGAGGACAGCCCAGCCGAUGCUGAUGACCAUGAGUUAUAUAAAAAGAGGAAAAGGAGGAGAAAGAAAAAAGUGUUACCCAAUACCACAGAGGAAGUAUCCACCCCUGCAGCGGAGGGCGCUAUACUGGGCCAGACAGAUGCUGCACAUCCCAGUGAUGAAGGGGACACUGGAAGCUCAGUCAGCACAGAGCAGCUCAGCAAGAACAGAAAGAGGAAGAUGAAGAAAAAACGCCACAAAGAGAAAGUCCAAGCUCUUGGAUUGGUGCCUCGAGCAAGAGCUGUUGAAUUCACGUAUGCACAGAGAGGAGAUGGAAAUUCAGAGGAGGUGCUCGACUUCCUUCGUUCAACACAGGAGAUCUACCUCUCUGAUCUCAAAUACUCUGGGUCCGGUGUAGAAAGCGCCCCCUCUCUCUCCCUCGCUGCAGCAGAGGCUCUGUUCUCUCGUCUCUCAGGCAGGACGCUGCCCCCUGCUGAGAUCUCUAGGCUGUGUGGACUUAGGGCUGUACUGGUGAAGAAUGAAGGGCAGUUAAAAUCACAGCUGCAAGAAUUCAGACACACAAGCACAUUACCUGCAGAAGAGGUUUCAGUAGUCUGCACACUUAUUGAGUAUUGGCUGGCAGAGAUUCUGCCCAUGCAGAGACAGCCGAGGACAUGACGCCCCCAGAUUCAGCGCCUGAGAGGAAAAUGACUGAAUAACCAGCAGGUCCCUGAUUGUGAUAUCUCAUUAUAAAAAAAGAGAUCUUCAGUCAUGCUGUUUUAUAGUCAAGGAUUUCAAGAAAACCAGGAUCAAUCAGCUUCAGCAACUAUUUGAAUGAUGUACUUUAGUUUAUCUUGUCUUCACAUUAAUAAUUACUUACGAAAAAUAUUUUUUUUUUUUACACAUUC
Messenger RNA from Carassius auratus (goldfish), 1409 nucleotides. Its product is annotated as glutamate-rich protein 1. The record is from RefSeq and is a predicted model, not a curated record. NCBI's taxonomy places the organism in Eukaryota, Metazoa, Chordata, Actinopteri, Cypriniformes, Cyprinidae. The transcript is spliced from 6 exons. The coding region runs from base 271 to 1179 and encodes 302 amino acids.